AUGUCUUCCCCCAAUAGUAAGACGUCAGCGAUCACGCCAUGCCGGACAAUGCGAGGUCAUACCAACUGGGUAUACGGUGUUGUGCACUUGCCUGACGGAGAACGCAUCAUCACAUGUUCAUUGGACGGUUCACUCCGACUAUGGAACCUAAAGAGCGGCGCACAGAUAGGCGAGGACUGGUGGGACGGGGAUAACGAAAUGUGGUCCAUGGCACUGUCUCCAAAUGGAAAGAUAAGUGUCAGCGGAAGCGGAGGCAACGAUUACGAUAUGAGGUUGUGGGAUGUCGAGACGAGGAAGGUCAUUGCCAAUUGGACAGGACACACCGAUGUUGUAUGCGCAUUGUGCUGGAGUGCAGAAGGUGAACGAGUAGCGAGUGGAUCCUGGGACGGGACAGCAAGAAUCUGGGAUGACAGCGGCACAAACAUCAUGAUAAUCGAAACCGGGCAUGGCUGGGUGAACGCCGUGAUGUACUCGCCUGACUCAUCAAAACUUGCGACGGGUGGAGAAUACGAGUUCACUAUAAAAAUCUGGGAUGCGAAGACGGGCGAGCUUCUCAACACACUAAAACACAAUAGAAGAGUUUUCGGCUUGGCAUGGACGUCAGACGGACGGAAGCUUAUCUCCGGUUCAGAUGGCCCGAUUAGGAUAUUCGACACUGCCACUUGGCAGCAGAUCGCCGUCCUUCGAGGUCACACGGACCGUGUCACCGCCAUCUCCUUGUCUCAGAACAACCGCCUCCUUGCAAGUACAUCAACCGAUAAAACAGCGUGUCUAUGGAAUCUCGACACCAACCUCCCAGUCGGACUGCCCCUCCAGCAUGAAAGAGUUCUGCGUUCUGCAGCCCUUUCCCCUGAUGGAAAAGUGUUAGUCACUGGUUGCGAAAACAAAAUCGCGUAUACAUGGGAUGUUCACGCCAUCCUUAAAGAAGCUAGCCUUGAAGACCUACUUCCAAUUAGUGCCAAUAUUGCGCCAAAAGACAGACUCGAACAGGAUGAUUCAGGAACACAGCACACACCCCGCUCUUCGCUCAGUGAUAAGUCAUUUUUAGAAGCUGAUGCUACGCGAUGUCCUGGCCAGUUUGGCGGUCUUGAUGAGCUCUCACCAACAUUUUUUGAUGGCAUGGAAGCCAGUGUUGAUUCCUCUCCGAUGGGUGGUGCACAUCCUCAUUCCUCUGUAAACGCACUCCUAGCUCGCCUUUCCUCGCUCCUCCACCGCUUUCGACCCGAUAGUGGCGAAACAACCGAACUUCCGCAACCCUCAAAGCUUUCAGGGUUCCAUCCACACGCACUUCUUGCUCGCCUGUCAUCGUUCAUUCACCGCUCUCCACCUGAAAAUGAUGCACCAGACGAACUUCAGCAACCCUCCAUGCCUUCGCGGUUAGAUCCACAUGUACUCCUAGCUCACCUUUCCUCACUUUUGUCCCGAUCUCGACACGGCACCGACGAAGAAGCUGAACCUCAACCCAUAACGCCUUCGAGUUCACAUCCAGAUGCACUCAUCAGCUGGCUGUCCUCAGUCUUCCGCUCUCAACCCCACACCAACGAGGAAAUCGAACUCACGCAACGCACAAUGCAUCCUCAUGUUGUCAAAGUACCUGCCAUGCGGGACAGGGAGGCAUGUCUUUCCCCGGUAUUGUUUGUUUCUGAGUCGACAAAUCGUACACGCACCCAGCCCACUGGUACUACAAUACCAAGUACAAGACCUGCGCAUUCACUACCCGUCCGAAUGUUGGCUCAUCUCGUGCUUUUUCUCUGCUGCGCGUCUCCUCAACACGUCGAUGACAAUGCACACCCAACACGGCAACAUGAAGACCAAUCGCAGACACCUGCCCCAUCGUCGCAAACGCAGCACCAGCAAGGUCAAUCGCAAGAUCAACCCCUGGCUCACGCGUCAUCAUCGCAGACGCAGCCGACCGCCUCCUCUACUACGACACCGGCUACUCUUGAUGCUCAUUCUACCGCGCCGGGUGCAGCCAACAGGCAGCCACGCCCCCUUCCAUUACGGACACGUUUCGUUCUUUUUCUCUGCUCAUCUGGACACCCAUCUCGUCUUCGCAUCUGGUUCUUUUCUCCUCAAUAUCGGGUUGGUUUCAACGCAAUACCAUGGCCCAUCCUCGAUUUUAAUCUCAGGCAGUCGCUAGAAACAUGGCCCGACUACAAAUUCUGUCAGCAUUCACCUUUCUUCGUCGCUCGCUCCGAGUCUUCAUUGCAAUUUGUUGACGUCUUGACAUUGAUAUUGUACGGGGACGACACGGAGAACCUUCCAGUCUCAACCAUUCUCAACUGCACGAUCAUCCACGACUUUAUCCCUCCUCUCGCCAACCCACACAACCUUGCAGACAUGCGAGUGUUCCGUCGACCACUUGUGGUUGGCUUUUUUGUUUCUGCCCUAAUUAAGCCUACUUACCUUUGA
Molecule: messenger RNA, 2412 nt
Organism: Suillus subalutaceus
Lineage: Eukaryota; Fungi; Basidiomycota; Agaricomycetes; Boletales; Suillaceae
Product: quinon protein alcohol dehydrogenase-like superfamily
Exons: 7
Coding region: 1-2412 (803 amino acids)
Molecular function (GO): protein binding
Source: RefSeq, a predicted model, not a curated record